AUGGCGACGAAAGGCGGUGCUGCAGCGCAGGAGUUUGCACCUGUCCUAGCUGCUCUUGCGACAAUGCAAGGGAAUGCGUCUCGACAGGAAAAGACCCAUGCUCAUGAGUUCCUCGAGCGCUUCCAAAAAUCCGUCGAAGCUUGGACUACAACCCAUUCCAUUCUUCAGUCCCCAGACUUGCCCGUGGAGGCGAAAUUAUUUGCCGCGACUACUUUGAAAGGAAAGAUCACAUAUGACCUCGAUCAAUUGCCCGAAUCAUCAUUACCCGCUCUAAGAACCUCUAUCCUUUCACUCUUGACAAGUUACAGAUCGGGUGCCCGGCCCAUACAGACCCAGCUAUGUGUCUGUCUGGCCAGCUUGGCCAUCCAAAUGAUAACUUGGAAAGAUGUCCUUCCUACGGUUGGAUCCGCUCUGGGCAACGAAGCAAGCGACUGUGUUCUGGAAUUCUUAAAAAUUCUUCCCGAGGAAGUUACGGAAGGACGCAAAAUCAACCUGACUGAAGAGGACCUAGCUACUAGAACGAAGGAGCUAUUGGAAGACAAUGCGGACCAAGUUUUGGCGCUCCUCACUCAAUAUUCACAGUCUUCGCCUGCUGCGGCAACUAAUCCACAUCUAUUGGAAUGCAUUACUUCCUGGAUGCGCGAAAUACCUGCAGCGCGAAUUACCAGUUCGCCCUUGAUGGAUGUGAUAACAAAAGCACUUUCGGAAGAGAGAUCAUUCGACGCUGCAGUGGAAUGUAUGUGCGCCAUUUAUAGGGACACCCUUGAAGUUGACGAUUCGAUGCCCGUUAUACAGACUGUUUAUCCGCGAUUAAUUGCAUUAAGACCAAAGAUUCGCGAGGCGGCUGCAGCAGAGGAUGUUGAAAUGCUCCGAGGGGUGACCAGGCUUUUCGCAGAAGCCGCAGAAGCCUGGGUAGUUUUAAUCGCCCGUUUACCAAAUGAGUUCCGCAGUUUGGUUGAAGCGGUUUUGGAAUGUUGUGCCGUCGACAAAGAGCGCGAUGCGAUCUCCAUCACCUUCGUUUUUUGGUUUGAACUCAAACAGUACGUAAUUCUGGAAAGGUACGCGACCGCAAGAACAGCUUUCGCCGAUGUGUUCUCUAAAUUGGUGGAUAUCAUGAUCAAGCAUCUGGAAUUUCCAGUGGCUGAUGGCGAGGAGGGGGAUCUCUUUGACGGGGACCGUGAACAAGAGGAAAAAUUUCGCGAAUUCCGCCACGCGAUGGGUGACGUGCUCAAGGAUUGCUGCGCCGUUAUUGGAGUUUCCGAAUGCCUUCACAAAUCAUAUACUCUGAUACAGGCGUGGGUGGCCAAGUAUGGCUCCCAAGCGAGCCACAACCACGUCCCACAUUGGCAGGAAUUGGAAGCACCGUUGUUCAGCAUGAGGGCCAUGGGGCGGAUGGUAGAACCUGAGGAGAGCAAUGUGCUUCCACAGAUUAUUCCGCUUAUCGUCCGAAUUCCUGACCAGGAAAAAGUCCGCUUCCAGGCUAUUAUGGCGCUCGGGAGAUACACUGAAUGGACUGCUCAACACCCUGAGACUCUCGAAGCGCAGCUCAAUUACGUUAUCUCCGGAUUCCAGCACAAGUCACAAGAGGUUGUGCAAGCCGCUGCGCUGGCUUUCAAGUUCCUCGGAACUGAUUGCCAGAAGCUGCUGGGUGGGCAUAUUCCGCAAUUACAUACGUUUUACGAGUCAGUAAUCGACAAUCUAAAACCGUCGAGCCAGGAGGAGGUCACGGAAGGUGUUGCCGCCGUCGUAGCAGUUCAACCACUUGAUAAGAUGUACGGGACUAUGAAGCUAUUUUGUGAUCCUCUUAUGCGACGAAUCAUGAAUUUGGCCAAUAAUGCAAAAGAUGAGGACGGUCAAAAAGCAGUUGCUGACCACCUUCAACUCAUUACCAUAUUUAUCCAACUUGUAUCGCCAUAUGUUGAUCCCGGAGCACAAAACCCUGGUGUACGAUAUUGUGAAGAAAUCCUCCCGGUCCUAAGUACCAUUGUCAUGAACUUCACAAAGUCCACGCCUAUACUCGAGAGAGUCUGCCGAUGCUGGCGAUAUAUGAUUAUCUCGUAUCGCAAUGCCAUGAUUCCACUACUCCCCAAUUUAGCACAAAGUAUUUCAGCAGGAUUCCAAGCUUCCAGAGAAGGAUGUUUCUUGUGGGCGACGGAUGCUGUCGUCCGGGAAUUUUCGUCCGGCGCGGAAUAUGUGGACCAAGCAACGAGUGACGCCGUAUACCACUUUUUUGAACAACAGGUCGUUCAAUUCCUUCGAAUCCUUAAUGACUUACCCCCAAACCACCUUCCUGAUAUGAUUGAGGACUUCUUCCGGCUCUUAACUGAUGCAGUCCGGUUUUUCCCUAAAAAUACGUUGACAUCGCAACUUUCUAUUCCCAUUUUCUCCGCUGCUUUAAGUGCGCUCACUUUACAACAAGUCGAUCCAUUGACGGCAACGCUACACUAUUGCCGCGAUGUUCUCAGUUUCGGGUUUGAAAAGCCAUCCAUUUCCGAGUUCACGAGCCCAGACGGCGAACCUUUCACAAAUCCUCCAGAGGUUAGAGCAACUGUUAAGCAACUAAUAGGGUCGCAAGGGUCACUCCUUGUCCAGCGUGUAAUGACAGGCAUGAUGUUUACGUUCCCGGAGGAUUGUUUCCCAGAUGCUUCGGGAGUACUAAUGACGCUUUUUGAACUGCUGCCUCAGGAGACCACAACUUGGGUUGGUGGAACUAUUCAAUUGCUUCCUGCAGGUACAUUAAAGCCCGGUGAAAGUGAACGACUGAUGAAAAGCCUCUCGGAACGGGCACAAGCGGGCGAUCAUAGGAAGAUUCGAAUUUUGCUACAGGAUUUCACGAACUCUUAUCGACGACGAAAUGUGGCGCCUAGAGAAGGAUUGGGAAGACUCGAAGCAGCAAGGUUCCGUUUCACCGGUUAA
This is a messenger RNA of Uncinocarpus reesii 1704, 2916 nucleotides long. RefSeq lists its product as uncharacterized. Gene Ontology annotation, cellular component: cytoplasm; nuclear membrane. The transcript is spliced from 8 exons. The record is from RefSeq and is a predicted model, not a curated record. Gene Ontology annotation, molecular function: small GTPase binding. Gene Ontology annotation, biological process: protein import into nucleus. Lineage: Eukaryota; Fungi; Ascomycota; Eurotiomycetes; Onygenales; Onygenaceae. The coding region runs from base 1 to 2916 and encodes 971 amino acids.